Linum tenue is the source of this 1378-nucleotide messenger RNA. NCBI's taxonomy places the organism in Eukaryota, Viridiplantae, Streptophyta, Magnoliopsida, Malpighiales, Linaceae. The record is from the annotation of a GenBank genome assembly.
CUCUCCUCUCCUUCGCUUGUUAAAACCUCUCUUUCCUCGCCACACGAAAAACCCUCUUUUUCCGCCUCCAGAGAGAGUUUCCUCUUUCUCUCGCCGCCACCCCAAAGACAAAUGGCCGGGCUGAGCCGACUGGGAUCCGCGGCGGCAGCAGCAGCUCCAUCGUCGGCCCUCCGACGCCUCGGGUUCCUCACCGGCAGUCGAGCUUGCUACGGAUCAGCGGCGGCGGCUGUGGAGUACCAGUACUCCGACGACGAGGAGGAAUGCUGCAAUUACUCUGGACAAGAUGGUUCUCCGGCGCGACAGGGCAUGCGGGCGGCUGCGGCAGGUUCGACGUUGGAGAGAGGUGUUCAAUGGGUGUUGAUCGGCGAUCCCGGAGCGAAGAAAAGCCUCUACGCGGAGAAACUGUCGCAGGUCCUGGAAGUUCCUCACAUUUCCAUGGGCACCCUCCUUCGCCAGGAGCUCAGCCCUCGAUCUGCUCUCUACAAACUGAUAUCAAAUGCUGUGAAUGAAGGGAAGCUAGUGCCAGAGGAGGUCAUAUUUGGGUUGUUGUCAAAGAGGCUUGAAGAGGGAUACUCCAAAGGUGAAAGUGGAUUCAUUUUGGAUGGUAUUCCCAAAACUAGAAUGCAAGCUGAGAUUCUUGAUCAAAUUGCUGACAUUGAUCUAGUGGUAAACUUCAAAUCAGCAGAGCAACAGCUGUUGAAAAGAAACUAUGUCGGCUUAGGACAUUCUCCGUCUGUGGGUGGAUCGGAUGAGAGUUCGUGGGGGGAGAAGUUCCGCUUGUAUGCAGAAGAGGUAAACGGCAAGGCAGUGGAAGAUUACUACAGGGAGCAGAGGAAGCUUCUCGAUUUCCAAGUCCCUGGUGGACCAGGGGAAACAUGGCAAGGGUUGUUGGCUGCUUUGCAUCUCAAGCAAGCAAAUGCCGUUCUAUCUUCUAAGAAGCUUGCUGCUUGAUCUGUGUGUAGCUUCUCUACGUUUAGAGGUGCCCGGCUGACAAUUCUAGUAAAUAUGUAUACCGCAGAGAGAUGCGAGAGUAUUGUUUUGGCAGAGACUAACAAUUGCCAGCUGAAAUUUUGAAGCUUUAUGUUCCAUUCAGUAGGGUUUCUGUUACCAUGAUAAUAUGAUAUGUAGUUUGUGAGCUGGAGAUGCAAUUUUGAGGAGUUCGCAUUGUUGCUUUUGUAAGGGCUUUUGAGUGGUUUUUGGCCAAAAGGACAAUUGGCAUCCGGGAAAAGUUAUUAUUAAAUCAAAACAACCAUAUUGUUAUGCUUUCUAUCAAUACAAGAUCCUUCUGCUUUUCCUUUGUUCCUGUUGUUUGUGGCUGGUUUGUCUUUAACUUGAAUAAGUUCUAUGCCUUUUGCUGGCCUCAAUAUUUGGUUUCUGG